GCAACUUGUAACAGGCUCAGUGAUCCUCCCCCUGAUGGAUUAUUUAACAGGCGCUCAGUCCCAUCUGCUAAAGCAAGAAAUAACACAGAGACUCUCAGGUAGGGCAGUGUAGGAGACUUUCAUAAGGAAGGUAAAAAAAACAACUGUGAACAAAUUGAAAGAUUUGGACAUUCAGGGAGAGUCACCAGAGGUGGGGGGGUCUGCGUCAACAGGAGGUGAUGAUUGAUUAAUACUGACAAGGUUAGUUUAUCUCUGAACGAUGGAGUUUUAUCUCGACGUGUAAAGUUGCCCCCCCCCCCCCUCACCCCCACUCCUGAGACGGAUUCUUGCUUCGGAUCAUCCAUGGGACAACCUUACAGACAUGACCCCCGGCUUCAUUAACACAAUGCGGCUGACCCCAUCCACCGGGUGAACCAAACGGGGGUGGGGGGGUCGACGUGAGGAAAGAGUGUCCCAGCCCGCAGCAGCGCAGUCAUGGUGGUGUUGGACAGCGACAGGACGCUGCUUGCUGCGAGGCAAGGAGACGUGCAGAGCCUGAGAGCGCAACUUGCGGCAAAAGCGCUCAACAGCGACAUCAAGGAUGCGCUGGGCGCGUCUCCGGUCCACCACGCUGCCCGGGCCGGGAGGCUGAACGUUCUGCGGUUCCUGGUGGACGAGGCAGGGCUGCCCGGGAACUGCGUGGCGAACAACGGUGCCACGCCGGCGCACGACGCAGCGGCCACCGGGAACUUGACCUGCUUACAGUGGCUGCUGACGCAGGGUGGAUGUCGGCCGGAGGACAGAGACAGCUCUGGUGCCGCAGUUCUGCACCUUGCAUCCCGCUUCAGUCACCAUGAGCUCACUGACUGGCUGCUGAAGAGCGGCGAGGGAGACCCCGGGGCCUCCACCGAUACAGGUGCUCUACCUGUUCAUUAUGCUGCUGCCAAGGGAGACCUGGCUUCUCUGCGACUGUUACUGGGGCACAGCCCAAAUCUUGUCAACUCCCAAACUAAAAAUGGUGCCACACCGCUCUACCUGGCCUGCCAGGAGGGUCACCUGGAGGUUGUCCAAUUCCUGGUGAAGGACUGCGGGGCAGAUCCGAGCAUCAGAGCCAAGGAUGGGAUGACACCUCUGCACGCUGCUGCUCAAAUGGGCCACAACACUGUCAUAGUCUGGCUGAUGAGCUUCACAGACAUCAGCCUGACAGACAGGGACAGUGACGGAGCCACAGCCAUGCACUUUGCAGCCAGCCGGGGCCACUCAAAGGUGCUUAGCUGGCUGCUGCUGCACGGUGGGGAGAUCGUCACCGACAGCUGGGGGGGGACCCCGCUCCACGAUGCUGCAGAGAAUGGAGAACUGGAGUGCUGUCAGAUCCUUGUAGUGAAUGGGGUGGACCUGGGUAUCAGGGACCAGGACGGCUUCACAGCAGCAGACCUGGCUGAAUAUAACGGCCACUCUCAGUGUGCCAAGUAUCUGCACACAGUGGAAAACAUGAGUGUGGAGCAUCGUGUUUUGUCACGAGACCCGUCGAUGGACCUCGAGUACAAGCAGCCAGACUCGGGCCUUUCAUCCCCGAAUACCACCAUGCCUCCCUCCAGCCAGGCGGUACACUUUGACAUCGGCUCACCGUCCAGCUCCCUGUCCAAUUACGACUCUGCCAACUCCAGCCAGUCCAGCACGGGGGAAAAGAGGAGCAGCUUAACCACGUCACAAGGCCCACCCACGCAGCUGAACACAGUUGCACAUCAAGGUGCGUCAGAGUCAGCCCUUUCAGACAUGCAAGCCUACAUGGACAUGCUGAACCCGGACAUCAGUGCCCAAGACGCACCCAAGAAGAACCCUGUCGAUCCUGUCCCCAAGCCCCCGCCACCACCGAGCUUCCCCCCACCACCUCCCCCCAAAUCUCCACCGGCACUUCCUCCACCUCCCGGUUACCCCGCACCGCCGCCUCCACAAGAGCCUUCAUCAGCUGAGUUCCUCAAGGUGAAAAGCAACUUGCGUCAUGUGGAGAAGAAAACCAACAAAAAGGAGCUGAUUCCUGGAGAAAGCCACGAAAAGUUGCGGCGUGUGGAUUCAAACAGGAAGUCGAGGAGUUUUAACAAACAGCCCAGCACUGGGGACUACUACAAGACACUGGGCGACGACACGGCGGAGCCCCGGGAGAGCAAAGGCAUGGCGCCCAACGAAGAGGGUUCGGCAUUGUUGGAGGAGCCUACCGAAAGCCCCGCCCUAAGCUCUGAAAAUGGUACCACAGAAGAAUCGGUCCCGCCUCCUCCUCCACCUCCUCCUCCACCACCUCUUCCUCCAAGCAAUCCGAUGCCAACUCCCCCUCCUCCUCCUCCUCCGCUACCCUCUGGGGCCCAAACCACCCAGAAUAAUGCCAGUAGCACCUCCAACGAUCAGCGACGCCCAUCGUCCUCUUCAGGAAGUGGAGAUAUCUCUACCUCUCAGGCAGAAGGAGGGCUGCUUAGACAGACGAAGUGCACAAAAUCCUUCAACAUGAUGUCCCCCACCGGUGACAACUCCGAGCUGCUGGCAGAGAUCAAAGCAGGAAAGAGUCUCAAGCCCACGCCACACAGUAAAGGCUACACCACCGUAUUUUCCAACAGCGGACCCACGGGCAACAAUGAGUCCACCACACCUCCAGAUACUCCAUCUUCUACCCAACCAGCCAAACCGCCCUCCCCUCCACAGUCUAGUACGCCUGUCACUUCUCCAUCAGUCACCCCAAGCCCCAGCCCCAGCCCCAGUCCCAGUCCCACUGGUUCUGGAUCAUCAAGGGUCCUGUCGACCUCUGCGAGCUACGAGCAGCUGACCUCUAGCUCCGUUGUCAACGGGAACAGUGGUAGUAGUUCAGCAAAAGCAGAAUCAGUAAGGAAGACGAGCCUGGCGGAUGUUGAGGCGCUGGUACCCACUCAUGACGAGCAGGGCAAAGCUAUCCCUGAAUGGAAGAGGCAGGUGAUGGUGCGAAAGCUUCAGGCCAAGAUGCAAGAGGAGGAGGACCACAAACAAAAGGCUGAGGAGGAGGAGAAGCGUCUGGCGUCAAUGCCAGCCUGGAAGAGAGACAUGAUGAAGAAGAAACUGGAUGAGGAGAGGGAACAAAAAAGAAAAGCAGAUCAGCAGGCCAAACAGGAAAAGCAGAAAGAGGAGAAUAUGGAGCUGGAGCGACUACGGACCCUGGGCUACGAUGAGACCAAACUGGCCCCGUGGCAGAGGCAGAUCAUUCUGAAGAAAGGGGAAGUAGCCAAAAAGUGAACUGGAUCGUUUCCCUGUCCUGCACCGUCUGCAUCCUCACACACAUAGUCCAAUGCAUCUUCCUCCUUCCUCCUCUAGUCCAUGCUGCUCAACAGGCGAUGAAGAAGAGUGUUUCUCCCCUAAACUCUGCAACACGUCUGGUUCAGACUGUUGCUGCUGCUGCACAGGCUCUGAGGCGAACGCAUCAGAGUGCUCUUCCACCUUCAGCUUGAAGUUUCAAACACUUUGUCUUUUAGUGAAAAAUGUCUGACAUGCACUGUCUUACUACCAGAGCAUUUGUUCUAAAUGUGCUCAGUAGAAUAUACUUACUUUUCAGGAAAUCACAAGAGGACGUUUCAUGUAGAACACCAGUCUGAUAGUCUUGUGAUACAAUUAAAAA
Messenger RNA from Nematolebias whitei (Rio pearlfish), 3613 nucleotides. RefSeq names its product espin (gene espn). Gene Ontology annotation, biological process: actin filament bundle assembly. The record is from RefSeq and is a predicted model, not a curated record. The transcript has 15 exons. Bases 475 to 3234 code for a protein of 919 amino acids. NCBI's taxonomy places the organism in Eukaryota, Metazoa, Chordata, Actinopteri, Cyprinodontiformes, Rivulidae. Gene Ontology annotation, cellular component: cytoplasm. Gene Ontology annotation, molecular function: actin filament binding.